Cetraspora pellucida is the source of this 1103-nucleotide messenger RNA. NCBI's taxonomy places the organism in Eukaryota, Fungi, Glomeromycota, Glomeromycetes, Diversisporales, Gigasporaceae. The record is from the annotation of a GenBank genome assembly.
AUGGAGCUUUUCUCUGGUCAAGCUUUAGAUUUGAACUUCUCUCGAGAAUUAUUGGAUUCUGCUCAAGAAUUAAUGGACUCAUCUCAAGAAUUAUUGGAAUCAUCUCAAGAGUUAGUAGAAACAUUUCCUGAUGAAGAGCGUGAUGAAACGCAUGAUGAAACGCAUGAUGAAGUGCAUGAUGAAGCACAUGGUGAAGCGUAUGAUGAAGCACAUGAUGAAACGUUUGAUGAAGUGCAUGAAGUCCAUAAAGGACAAGAUUUGGUUGGGAUUAAUGGUCCGUUACCUCACAUUAAUAAACCAAUUGUAUUCGCUAUUGAUGAUACUUUUCCUAACUGGCCAAUUGCAGAACAUUAUGUUACUCAAUAUGGCCACCAAAAAGGAUUUGUUGCAAUUAAGAUACGUAGUAAAACUGAUCAUAAUGGGCAUUUAACAAACCUGUAUUAUAAAUAUGAAUUUGGUGGAACAUAUCAAUCAAAAAAGACUAAUAACUUACAAAAUCAACAUAAUAAAGGCUCUAAAAAAAUUAAUUGUGAUUGGAAAGUUAACUUGUCAUCUGCAACUAGUAUGAUUCGUAUCACUAGUUUUAAUGAUCACCAUGUUGAGCAUCAACUUUCACCGGAUACAAAUAUUUUUGCCCCAGUAAAUUGCCGGUUUUCUGAUGAUUGUCAUAAAGAAAUUCGGCACUUGGUAGUAAAUGGUCGGUGCGACUUGUCGACAAUAAGGUCUCUUAUAUCUGCUAAAUUCCCUGACCAGCUUUUUUUAACACGUGAUCUUGCCAAUGUUGUGGCACAAUUACGACGAGAACAUAAGGUGGAAGGAAAUGAUGCGUCUAGGCUUUUAUCACAACUCUAUGAAUAUAGAGAAAAGGACUCUAAUUGGUAUAUUGAACCCUUAAUCGAUUCUAUUAGUAAUCGUCUUCGUGGAAUUUUUUGGAUGGACCCGGGUCAGCGUGAAAGAUGGAUACGAUUUAGUGACAUAAUAGUUCAAGACAAUACGGCACAAACAAAUCAUUAUAAUUUUCCUUUGUGCCUCUUUGUUUUAAUUGAUAAUCAUAACAAAACUCGAAUUGCAGCACAGGCUUUAAUGCCUGAUGAAACGAUUGA